AGGCGGGACAAGAAGGUGCACAACAUCAGCAUCUACCCGAGCUACCACACGGGCUUCGAGACGUUCGAGAUGGUUCGAGACCACAACGACCCAGGCUUCAUAUUCGGCCAGGGGUGCGGCCGCGUGGCGUCUCUCCUCAUUAAGGCCCUCGCGGACUCGCCGCUCCUGCCCUUUGGGAUCCACAGGUUCCCUGAGGCCAUGAAAGAGGCGCUCAAGAGCUUCAAUGACAGCGGAGUCGAAAAGAAAAUAAUGGAUUUUUAUGAAGAUUAUGUAUACCUGUAUGAAGCUGUAGAUAAUUUGACGUUGGCCACGGAGAAGUUCAACGCUGACAACCUCAACAAGACCUGGGAGCCGUACAGCCUGCGGCUCGCCAACGACCAAAUGAUGACGUUCGAGCAGAGCUUCCUGAUCCCUGAGGGCCUACCGGGCCGGCCCGUUACCAGGCACGCGGUGUUCGCGCCAAGUCAGUACGACAACUACGCCUCGGCGGGGCUGCCGGGCAUCGCUGACCUCAUGCACGACUACGACACGCUCAGCGAUGCUCAGUUGGCCGCGCGCCAGGAGGAGGUGAGGAGGCACGUGUCGCUGCUCACCAUCCUCACGCAGCGCGCUACCGGUCAGCUCGCCGCCCUCCAUGAGAUGUAAACAUGACGCCAGGGGGCGAAUAUAGUUACGUCUCAAAAAGCGUCAUAAUAUUACUCUAGCGCCUAGUAUUAUUCACAUCUGGCAAUCCUACUUUAGCGCUAUAAAUUUUAUUGAUUCCAGUUAUUACAUGAUUACCAUAAGUCUAGUUAUAAAGUGCUAUUUACCUUGAAACUGUGAUCAAAUUUUGCGAUUUACUACUUAUAAAGCGGUUAGAGUAAGAAGCCUGCAGUACAGUACAAAUAUAAAGUACAAUAACAGGAUAGUGAAAAGCCCCUGUGAUGUAUGCAUUAAAUUCACGUUUGUUGCACAGAACUUGUAUGUUCGUUAAAAUUAAGAUCGGAACAAGUUAAGGCACAUGUUUAACCUGGUCACAUAUGGUCAGGCCUUUUAUAUACGGAUUAAACUAUGAAUUUAUAAAAUAUAUUUUCUGCUUA
Molecule: messenger RNA, 1079 nt
Organism: Hyalella azteca
Lineage: Eukaryota; Metazoa; Arthropoda; Malacostraca; Amphipoda; Hyalellidae
Product: N-acetylated-alpha-linked acidic dipeptidase 2
Exons: 5
Coding region: 70-645 (191 amino acids)
Molecular function (GO): carboxypeptidase activity
Source: RefSeq, a predicted model, not a curated record